ACCGUUGUGUUUUUCUUGCUUUGAAUCACUUUGGAUCUCUACAGAUUCCCUCUUUCAUUUUUAAGGACUCUUGUGAUUUUGUUAGAUCCAAUUGGGUAAUCCUGGAUAAUCUGUAUUUUAAGAUGACCUGGUAAUCCUAACUCCCCUUUGCCACGUAACUUUGCAUAUUCACAGGCUUUGGGUUCUUGUGUCUUCCAGAGACUUUGGUUCUUGAGAAAUUGAGACCCGGCAGAGCUCCUCCUAUUUUGGGAAGCUGGCAAAGUCCCUAAUCUAGACUAAUUUAAGUUCCUGAAGUCACUCUUGGGCAAUUUUGGUCUUUGUGCUUUGAUGAUAGUAAAAUGGAGAAAGAUAAUACAGAAAUUAUUGAUAAAGUAUGUUAAAUGGACAGGUGCUGUGGACAAGAAGAUAGAAUAAAAGGGUAAAGAGGAGGCUAAUUACAGAAUUAAAUGGGGUGGUAAGGGUAUACCUCAUUGGGGAAAGGAGAUUUGAGGAGACAUCAAAGAGGUGAGGUAUGUAGCCAGGAGGACAGCUGGCGGGAAGUAGAUGCCAGGCAGACCCGCUAGGAAGAGCAAAGAAAGGCUGGAGGGCAGGAAGAUACAAGGACAAACAAUGACACUAGUGUAGGAGCCGGAGGCAGUAGUUAGAGGGGUGGGGAUGGAGGUAGACCUUGUAGAGCCUUGCUGGCCACCACAAAGUCUUUAGGUUUUACCGUAACUGUUCUUAGUCAAAGGAGUGCUAUGCUGUAACUUCAGUUUUCAAAAGGAUUGCGCUGGCUGUUGUAUUGACUGGGAAUGGAUCCUAGUGGGGACAACGGCACAGCAACAGGGAAACCUGUUAGCUGGGACUGUGGCAGCAUCCCAGGACUGAGCUUUUGAAAUACUCCAACCAUGACUAAAAGAGAAGCAGAGGAGCUGAUAGAAAUUGAGAUUGAUGGGACAGAGAAACCAGAGUGCACAGAAGAAAGUAUUGUUGAACAAACCUACACCCCAGCUGAAUGUGUAAGCCAGGCUAUAGACAUCAAUGAGCCAAUAGGCAAUUUAAAGAAACUGCUAGAACCAAGACUACAGUGUUCUUUGGAUGCUCAUGAAAUUUGCCUGCAAGAUAUCCAGCUGGAUCCAGAACGAAGUUUAUUUGACCAAGGAGUAAAGACAGAUGGAACUGUACAACUUAGUGUACAGGUAAUUUCUUACCAAGGAAUUGAGCCUAAGCUAAACAUCCUUGAAAUUGUAAAGCCUGCGGAAACAGUUGAAGUUGUCAUCGAUCCGGAUGCCCACCAUGCUGAAGCUGAAGCACAUCUUGUUGAGGAAGCUCAAGUAAUAACUCUCGAUGGCACAAAGCACAUUACAACUAUUUCAGAUGAAACCUCAGAACAAGUGACAAGAUGGGCUGCCGCUCUGGAAGGUUAUAGGAAAGAGCAGGAACGUCUUGGGAUACCUUAUGAUCCUAUACAGUGGUCCACGGACCAAGUCCUGCAUUGGGUGGUUUGGGUAAUGAAGGAAUUCAGCAUGACUGAUAUAGACUUGACCACGCUCAACAUUUCCGGAAGAGAAUUAUGCAGUCUCAACCAAGAAGACUUUUUUCAGCGAGUCCCUCGGGGAGAAAUUCUGUGGAGUCAUCUGGAACUUCUCCGAAAAUAUGUGUUGGCAAGCCAAGAACAACAGAUGAAUGAGAUAGUUACAAUUGAUCAACCUGUGCAGAUUAUCCCAGCAUCAGUGCAGUCUGCUACCCCAACCACCAUUAAAGUCAUAAACAGCAGUGCAAAGGCAGCGAAAGUACAAAGAGCUCCAAGGAUUUCAGGAGAAGAUAGAAGUUCACCUGGGAACAGAACGGGAAACAAUGGCCAAAUCCAACUGUGGCAGUUUUUGCUAGAACUUCUUACUGACAAGGAUGCUCGAGACUGCAUUUCUUGGGUUGGUGAUGAAGGCGAGUUUAAGCUAAAUCAGCCUGAACUAGUUGCGCAAAAAUGGGGACAACGUAAAAAUAAGCCUACAAUGAACUAUGAGAAACUCAGUCGUGCUUUAAGGUAUUAUUAUGACGGGGACAUGAUUUGUAAAGUUCAAGGCAAGAGAUUUGUGUACAAGUUUGUCUGUGACUUGAAGACUCUUAUUGGAUACAGUGCAGCAGAGUUGAACCGUUUGGUCACAGAAUGUGAACAGAAGAAACUUGCAAAGAUGCAGCUUCAUGGGAUUGCCCAGCCAGUCACAGCAGUAGCCCUGGCUACUGCUUCUCUGCAGACGGAAAAGGAUAAUUGAGCCCAGGACCUUCUGGGAGUCCGAGGUCUUUCUUAAAUAAUUAGAGCAAGUAUUGCUCUUACCUUUAUUACUGAAUUUGAAUCUUUUAUUUCUAGACUGUACAAUCUGAUGCAUGAUUUUUUUAUAAAUAUUUCAUACUCUUGUGAAUUUGGAUCUUUUUACUUUGAGCAUAUAUUUUAGAAUAUGUGUAUGUUAAGGAUCACCACAAUGUCUUCAGCACGAAGUCAGGUUCAUUGUGGGAUAGUUUGUUAACAGUCAGGAAAGCUAAACUGGUCAGUAUUAAUGUCUAGCCCUACCAAAAAUAGCCAGUAGCAUCUGAGGAUGAAAAAUAAAUGAAGUAUCUCCAGGAAACAGUCUGGCAUAACUAUUUUUGAAAAUAUAACUGUUUCCCCCUCUCUGCUGCUUUAGAUGUUGCUUUACAUAGAACCAGAAAAUGGAAUUUUUUACAGCUAAAGCAUGUGUGCCUGUUUCAUCUAAUCAAGCAGAGCUAAAAUAUUCAUAUCAAAUAAAAUUAUAAUAUUAAUUAAUUACUAAACAGAGUAUCAGGUUAUUAAAAUAAUUUAUAUAUUUGCAAGCAGAGGACAAUAAGAAGUCAACUGGCAAAAGAGCAUUGCUGCAGAAGGAGAUCCAGGUUGAAAUUUGGCUUACCUCAAGCUAAUUUUAAGGAUUUUCUGUAUAGAUUAUUCAUAAUGUCAGGCCACGAAUUUAAAUUAUUUUAAGAGAGGCAUUUAAUUCUAAUAAACCAACUAUUAGAAAAAUUCUGAAAUGAUCUCUGUUUUUCCUGUCAGAGAUUUAAAAAACUGAAAAGGUAUACCUCAGCCAGAAAAUAAAAGUUUGGUUUAGUUUG
Nyctereutes procyonoides (raccoon dog) is the source of this 3099-nucleotide messenger RNA. It is a transcript of the gene GABPA, whose product is annotated as GA binding protein transcription factor subunit alpha. The record is from RefSeq and is a predicted model, not a curated record. The transcript has 10 exons. The coding region runs from base 888 to 2252 and encodes 454 amino acids. Lineage: Eukaryota; Metazoa; Chordata; Mammalia; Carnivora; Canidae. Gene Ontology annotation, molecular function: sequence-specific DNA binding; DNA-binding transcription factor activity, RNA polymerase II-specific. Gene Ontology annotation, cellular component: nucleus. Gene Ontology annotation, biological process: cell differentiation; regulation of transcription by RNA polymerase II.